AUGGUAUUUCUCCAGAUGAUUGCAGCAGUGAACGCUAUAAUCGCUAUAGUUGGUAUUCCUGGUAAUUUACUGGUAAUAAUAACUAUCGCAUUUGAAGAGAGAUUUCACAUCAUGCGGUAUAUUUUGUUGGCCAGUCUCGCACUGUCAGACUUUCUGCGUUUAAUCUUUAUCAACUCAUUCCGCAUUGCUAGUUUUGCGUACGAGAAUUGGUUAUACGGCGAUACAAUGUGCCAGCUCAAUGCAUUUUUAGCAAGAUAUUUUUACCUUAACACUGUUCUUCAUCUGGUGGCGAUAUCUUACGAGCGAUACGACGCGAUCGUCAAAUCACCUUUGACUUACGAUGGCACAAUUACCAAAUGGAAAGUGUUGUUGAUAUUUCUCCUGUGGGCUUUUCCGUUUCUACCCCUCGUCAUACUGUUUUUUCAGUUUGAGGUUUACAAGUACGACUCAGAACUGAUUUUCUGUGAUCUCGGACAUGUCGCACAGAGUGAUUCUAGUGGAGUGAAAACGUUUACGGCUGUUUUUCCCUCGGUGUUAUUAGUCGGGCCAUUUCUGAUAAUCGUCUUUUUAAACUGGUUGGUGUACAAGACAGCCAAGAAUCAAGUAGAAGCCUUAGGUCACCGGCAGCCUGGAGGAAUUGCUGGUUUCAACGACCCCCAAGAGCAAGAAAUUCCGAGGAGGGUGAGAGAACGGAAAGCAGCUGUCGAUAUCAACAUCAUUGUUGCUGCGUUUUUGCUUUGCCUUUUUCCCAGGUAUAUUGUCCGCCUUUUUCGCUUGUUUUGGAAAUUCGUGAAAGUUCCAGCCGAGGCAAUACAGGUCUCGUCAUCUGUCUUCUUAAUCAGUUCGCUGUGUAACCCGAUCAUCUAUUCUGUACGAAAAAGAGAGUUUCGACUCGGCGUGAAAAACUUGUUGAGGCGGUCUGGGCUGUGGAAAUUUCAAGGGGAUCACAAUGAUGAAUUUAUUGCUAUGAACAAUCUCAGAUUCCCGCGCUGCAUCCCUGACAGAAAUGUCAUGCAUCAGGAAGCACCCUUAACACAGGGGCACCCAAUGGAUCUGUUCCUCAAAAUAUCUGUUCUUCAGGCACAUUUUUGCUGGCUGGGAGAUGUGGAAGAGAUAAUAGUCCUUGGAACGAAAUAGUUGCUGGGAAAAAGAUAAUUCAGGGUGUCAAAGAGGAUUGGAAGUCUAGAAUAGCUGCUACGGGUUACUUGUAUGGGUUACUUACCACUCAAGAUCUGAAUUGUGCCCUAUGAAACUUCCCAGUAAGUCAGGUUGCAGGUUGUAAGGUUGCUGGCUGGGAACUCUUCUAUCAGUCUUGCUGGGAGUGAGGAACAGAUAAUUUUUUUCCAGCAAUCUCCCAAAAUGCUUAAAAUAGUCUCAGAAAACUUUAUUCACGCUUUGUUGUUGUUUUUAGGUCUUUGUCUCAACAUUUCCCGUUGGGUGCCCCUGUUAACAGACCACGCAUGUGAAGAUCAGCACAGAUCCGCGAUGUUUGUUUCAAUGAUGGAAUUAACUAGACUGAAGUUUGAGAGUCGUCUCUCCCCAAUUCCUGAAAAUGCUGAGGAAGACCAAUAA
Molecule: messenger RNA, 1572 nt
Organism: Porites evermanni
Lineage: Eukaryota; Metazoa; Cnidaria; Anthozoa; Scleractinia; Poritidae
Source: the annotation of a GenBank genome assembly